Messenger RNA from Botrytis deweyae, 1746 nucleotides. RefSeq lists its product as uncharacterized. Gene Ontology annotation, molecular function: phosphatidylinositol binding. The transcript has 2 exons. The record is from RefSeq and is a predicted model, not a curated record. Bases 254 to 1471 code for a protein of 405 amino acids. Lineage: Eukaryota; Fungi; Ascomycota; Leotiomycetes; Helotiales; Sclerotiniaceae.
CUCACCAGAGAAUAUAUAUGAACAUUCACUUGUGCCCGCCGUCUUGAUGAAUCUUGUCCAUCCACAUAGUACGCAGUCACAGUCGAAAUUGCACUUCGAUUUUACCCCUCAAAUAGCCCCACCUUAUACCACCCUUCACCACCCCUCACCACCCAACAUCCUUCUUACAAAAUACUUUAAUAACAGUACCUAGGUAGUAACACAACUUUUCAAUGACAAUAACAAAGAAACAAGCAUAUACCGAAAUCAUAUCAUGACUGAACCAUCAAAUAAUACAGCUAAACCAUCAGCUUGGUCCAAGACCAAGCUUGGCGGCAAAGCGGCUUUUGAUAAAGGAUGGGCUGCGUUUGAGAAAUUGGGAGGACCAGUUAACAAGUUCACGAAUAAGAUUGGAUCCGAGGCCUUCUGGCCAACAGGCAUGGAAAAAGAAUGCGAGAAGGCUGCCCGAAUCCUUAAAUCAUUCUGUAAGGAUGGAUUCAUGGCGGAGCAACAGAAAGAUGCAUCACAAGACUCAGAGACUAAGAAGAAAGUCCAAGAUGGACCUAGCAAGCCACCGAAAGUUCUUGUUAAGAUCCCUCAAAAGGUCAUCAAAAAUUGUGUCGGUCUCGCGAUUUACACCACCAUGCGCUCUGGAUUGUGGGUAUCGGGUGCGGGUGGAUCAGGCGUUUUGAUUGCCAAGAAUGAAAAUGGCCAAUGGUCACCACCUUCCGGAAUUCUCGUUCACACUCUAGGUGUAGGAUUUAUGGCCGGAAUUGAUAUCUAUGACUGUGUCAUUGUUAUCAAUGACCGCAAGGCUCUCGAAGCAUUCAGUAAAUUACGUGUCUCUCUCGGUGGCGAAAUAUCCGUCGUGGCUGGCCCUGUUGGAAGUGGUGCCAUUUUGGAAAGUGAGCUAUUGAAAAGUAGGAAGCCGUUGUUCUCCUACAUGAAGAGCAGAGGUCUAUAUGCAGGAGCACAAGUUGAUGGAACCAUAAUCAUCGAGCGCAACGAUGAAAAUGCAAGAUACUAUGGGGAAAAGCUGCCGGUAGCACAGAUUUUACAAGGAAAUGUUCCAUCCCUUCCGCCAACCGCCGAGUUAUUGAUGGAGGUUAUAAAGGAUGCAGAAGGAAGACCAAACUUAAACCAGUCAGUCUUGCAGCAAGUUUACGAUAAACCAGCACCGGCGGAUGUCGAGAUUGUAAAUUCAGGAGAGGCUAGUGAGGACGAGAAGAAAAAGUUCGGAAACCCGAACACGGCCGAGGGCUAUGCUAUGCAGCAACAACUACACGGAUAUCAACAGCAGCAGUACCCAGGAUAUACUCAGGGUAAUGAUUCUUACUAUCCCCCACCUCCUCCAGGACCACCACCUCAACAAGAUCAUACUCAAAAUCCUCCAGCUUACUCCCAAAAUCCGUCAGACUUUCCACCGCAGCAAGCAAGCGGUGCAACUGAACACGGCUAUUAUGCACCCGAGAAACCACCUCGUCCAACCUGAAGAAGUAGAUGCUUGGAUGAAGAUGAAUUAAUAAUUCUAUGAUAGUUUCUCUUUAAUGUAAGACCUGAUCAUAAGUUGAUCCGCAGUUAUCCCUCAAUGCAUUGAGGAUCCAUGAUUUGUAGUAAGAUAUUUGUGAGAUUCUGUUGUCAUACACGAUUGUAGUUGCACUUUGAAACACAGACAUCCAACCAAUUUCGUAAUUAAAUCAACCUCAAGUUGUACACAACUCUUCAGAGCACGUGUGUGAACGCCCAAUCGUCAUUGUGUGGCACGUC